AGUUGUUGAAGGAGCAAAUCAAAAUGGCGAGCCAAGAAGAGUCUGUGGAGUCAGUGAGGGAAUUCGUCGCAGUUACUGAUGUGGACGAGGAGAGGGCCCGGUUUUUCCUGGAGUCCGCAGGCUGGAAUCUGCAACUUGCACUGGCCAGUUUCUUUGAGGAUGGAGCUGAUGAUGACAUUGUGACACUUCCCCAACCUGAAGGUGGUUCCUCAGUGUCCCGGUCAGCAGGGCCAAGUGCACAACCCAGAGUGACUUCCUUCAGAGAUCUGAUGCAUGAGGCAGAGGAGGAGAGUGAUGAAGAAGAAGGCCAAAGGUUCUUUGCUGGGGGAUCAGAGCGCAGUGGCCAGCAGAUUGUCGGCCCUCCUAAGAAGAAGAGUUCAAAUGAAGUGGUGGAGGAUCUGUUCAAAGGAGCCAGAGAACAUGGAGCUGUGCCCUUGGACAAGAGCGGUAAAGGGCCAGGAGAGCCCAGCAGAGCCAGGGCCUUUAUUGGUGGAGGCUACAGGCUAGGUGCAGCUCCUGAGGAGGAGUCAGCCUAUGUGGCUGGAGAAAGACGGGCCUCCAACAGCCAGCAAGACGUGCAUGUGGUGCUGAAGUUGUGGAAGACUGGCUUCAGUCUGGAUGAUGGGGAACUCAGAAACUACAAUGAUCCUGGCAAUGCCCACUUUCUGGAGGCAAUCAGAAGGGGGGAGAUUCCCCUAGAGCUGAGGCAGCGGUCUCGAGGAGGUCAGGUCAACCUAGACAUGGAGGAUCACAGGGAUGAAGACUUCACUAAACCCAAGGUGGCCUUCAAGGCCUUUGGAGGAGAGGGUCAAAAGUUGGGAAGUGCCACCCCAGAGUUGAUCACAGCCCCAGCCACCUCCCAGCAAGACCAAGCUGCAAAUGAGGCUCAGGCCAGCGCCUCUGUGAGCCUGGACUUAUCCCAGCCCAUCACCAACAUUCAGAUUCGACUGGCCGACGGUGGCAGGCUGGUCCAAAAGUUUAACCAUACCCACAGGGUGUCUGACCUGCGUCAGUUCGUGGUUGCUGCUCGGCCCACCAUGGCUGCCAGAGAGUUUGUUCUCAUGACAACCUUCCCCAACAAGGAGCUGUCAGACGAGAGCCAGACGCUGCAGCAGGCCAAUCUCCUCAACGCUGUCAUCGUCCAGCAACUAAAGUGAAGGGGGGGUUGGAGCAAUGCCCCCUAGUGGUGAGGCUGAGUAAAUUCAGCCCUGUGAAACCUGCUGCCCCUUCUGAGGGAGGAGAAAACAGACUUAUGUAUGGACAUCUAAUUUCUGAUUUUUUUGUUUUUCUAAAGUGGAUAUUAACAUUCUGUUCCCGCAGACACCCACUCUUCCCCCUCCCACCUCUGUGGUCUGUGACGGGCAGUAACGAGGGGGGAACUAAAAAUCUUCCAGAAUGGAUAACAAUUUAAGAGCUGUAGAAAAGCCUACAGACAUGUUCAUGUUGUGGUUUUGAUGGGGAUCUUUACCUGACAGCAGUAGAUGGUUAAACCCAGAAAACACAGCAGCAGUCCAGCUUUCUGAAGACAAGUCGAGCCGCAGAGAUGUUAAAUGAACCUGGCUCUUUUUCCAUUAACUUGCUUCCCACUUCCCUUCUUUAUUAACUUUCAUUUGGCCCUUCAGUUAUGUUUACAAUCAGGUGUUGGGGCCACAAAGGAAUCACGCAGCGCCAGUUUCCCCAGUUUGUUUCUGUCUCAACAGCACAAACCAGAUCCAAGUAAGGAAAAGUAGAGUUAUUAAAGUCAAAGUACACAUUCACAGUGUUGUUUUGUACCAUUGUCCAUUUCUCUCUGCAUAACCUUUAUGAAGGUAGAGAUGAAUGCUGGUUCAAAACCUAAUGGUUUUCUUUCUUCAUACCGACCUAUACCAGUAGCCUUACGCUCCUUUAUUCACAUCCAGCUCUACACCUCUCCCUUUGUUUAAAUAAAGAUGGAAUUAUUUUUUUAAACUGCCUUUUUUUCCUUUCGUAUUUCCUUUACAGAUUGUAGAAUUGUCCCAGAUACACAGUUGCAUUUUGAUAUAGUGUAAAAUGAAAAGCUUUUACAUAAGGCUUUAUUAUUGAACCAAUGGUUGAGCUAAAGAACACAUAGAUUGUAAACACUGGUUUGCAGUAGUGGAAGUGGAACUCCAACGACACACUGACAUCUUCUAUGCAUCCUGGGACAACACAGAAAAAUGUUUGGACCUCUGGUAAAAUAAAUCCAUUUUAUGGUUGAUGUAUAAAGAA
This is a messenger RNA of Cheilinus undulatus (humphead wrasse), 2226 nucleotides long. It is a transcript of the gene nsfl1c, whose product is annotated as NSFL1 (p97) cofactor (p47). Lineage: Eukaryota; Metazoa; Chordata; Actinopteri; Labriformes; Labridae. Gene Ontology annotation, molecular function: ubiquitin binding. The record is from RefSeq and is a predicted model, not a curated record. Gene Ontology annotation, biological process: autophagosome assembly; proteasome-mediated ubiquitin-dependent protein catabolic process; nuclear membrane reassembly. Gene Ontology annotation, cellular component: cytosol; nucleus. Bases 24 to 1157 code for a protein of 377 amino acids. The transcript is spliced from 9 exons.